AUGGUCAUGGAGGCAUCUCCCUCUCCACAAAGUGUCGGUCGUGAGUUCGUCCGACAGUAUUAUACAUUGCUGAAUCAGGCGCCUGCCCAUCUCCACAGGUUCUACAAUCAGCAUUCUUCCUUCGUGCACGGCGGAUUGGAUUCUAAUCGAGAGUGUACCCCGGCGAUCGGUCAAAAACAAAUACAUCAGAAGAUUCAACAACUGAACUUUCGCGAUUGCCAUGCCAAAAUAAGCCAAGUUGAUUCUCAGCUUACUCUUGAAAAUGGAGUUGUUGUCCAGGUAUCCGGAGAACUGUCUAACGCCGGACAACCAAUGCGUCGAUUUACUCAGACUUUCGUAUUGGCUGUGCAAGCACCCAAAACUUACUACGUGCACAAUGAUAUCUUCCGUUAUCAAGACUUGAUAUUCCCCGAUGAGGAUGAGGCUGACGUGAGUGCUGGGGAUAGUGGUGAGAGCGGUGAAAGAGAAGUAGAGGAAAUUGGUCGAUCUGAACCUGAGGAAGAUGAACAUCAAACUCAGGCGCAGCAACUGUCGGCUCCUGCUCAAGCUACUGAGCAGCAAGCUCAACCGCCUCUCAUUCCGACUCAGCAACCUCCAUUGCAGCAACAGCAGCCGAUGUAUUACGCUGCGCCACCUCAACCACACGUUCAUCCGGUGAUACAGCAAGUGUUGAACGGAACAGUGCACGAGGAGGUGAUCAAUCAACAAGCACCACAACAGCAACAGCAACAGCAGCAGCAGCAGCAGCAACAACAACAGCAGCAGCAACAGCAACAACAACCGCCACCACCACCUCCUGCACAGCAACAUCCAUAUAUAGCCGAACCAGCUGCUCAAUCUCAGUUUGUACAGGAGGCAGAGCUAAGCAAUGGCGAGCAGCCACAACAGCAAAGUGAGAACGAGCCACAGGCCCAGACAGAGGAGAGGAAUGAGCAGCCUGAGACAGAAGCAUUUACUGCAUCCGCACAAGAGACAGAACCCGAACAUCAGGUAUCUAGCGCUACUGUCAACAGCAGCGGACCCAAAACGUAUGCUAAUUUGGUAAAGUCUUUCCCAAGCGGUCCUACUGGUGCUACUAGUCCUCAAGCUCCUAAAUUAUCUAUGUCUCCGCCACCUAUGACGAAUCUACGUCUGGACGAUAGGUCGCCAUUACAUCCUACAAAUAACGGACCGACGUCUAUGUCUGUAUCCAAUAAUGUAUCUACAGUUCAGCAACAGGCGCAUCGAGUGGGCGGAAAUCAACCACCGCAACAACAGCAACAUCCUCAGCAGCAACGCGUUCCGAGAGGGGGAUUAGUUCAAAGAGAUGGAGAACGUCGUGGCACAAGACCAGGACAGUACAGUGACGCUCAUCAACUUUUCCUGGGCAACUUACCACACAAUGCCUCUGAAAAUGAUUUGCGUCAAGUAUUCGAACGUUAUGGUAGAGUUGCUGAGUUACGCGUGCAUAGUAAAUCGAAUGACAGAUGUAAACCGCAAGGAAAUAAUACCGCACGAGUACCUAAUUAUGGAUUUAUCACGUUCGAGGAUCAACAGGUUGUGACCAAGGUGUUAAAUUCCUUGCCCAUUUAUUAUCCUGACGAGAGUGGACAAAAAUUGAAUGUAGAGGAAAAGAAGGUGAGACCCAGGCCCAUGUUGGAUGGUAGUGGUGGCAGAUUGAACUCUGGCGAUGGUGGCAUGCGCUCCAUGGGUGGUCAACAGCAGCAACAGCAACAGCAACGUGGACCAGGCGGACCUGGAGGCGUAAUGAGAGGUGGACAGCACGGUGCACGAGGUGGCCGUGGUGGUUUUUCACGAGGCGGUGACGGCGGUAGGGGUGGCGGCAUGCGACAGCCAGGCAAUCCGAGUAAUCCCGGCUACCAAAAUCGUCGCUAAUACCGGCCAUACUACGCAACAGCCUCUUUCUAAUUUCGUCUAUACUGAAUAAAGUCACCGGUACCAUCACACAUCUGCCAUCUUCAUUUCAAGAAGCGGAAUCUAGGACUAUUUCGUAUGUCGCACGACCUCAUCACUGACGCCAAUCUCAUGCUUAAACGUCGCUUGCAACGUUCGUCAAGCAACAGCAACAACCGAUAUUAGUUGACGUAGCUCAAAAAAGAAUCGUAUGAAAUAUGAGCUCGAACAUGGAUGGCGUGCCAAUUGAAAUCUCGACCGAGGAUCACUUCUCACACGAGACUUUGAGCUUAGUGGUGUGUGUAUCUGAAAUCAUCGGUCAGGCGAUGAUCAUUGGUUCGAAUUCGUCCUUCGUACAUCGACAAUCGGGUAAUCCCGUAGGACUUUGCGACGCGAAGUACUCGUACGCAAUCAUAGACACAUACAUACACAAACACGUGCAACCGUGCGACAAGAAGAGCACAUAGGAGAACGUCGGAGUGUGGCAAAUUUUAGUGCAAAUGGAAAAAGGCAACGGAACGUGAUCUGAAAUCGGAGAAAUUGUGUCGGAACUCUUUGUGAGGCGAGUAGUGCGCAACAUUCGUCACUCCGCGCGUUUCCUCCGGCUCGCCAAAUCGCAGGACGAAAAGGCAGCGGAGCGAAUUCCGGUGCGCACACACACGCACACACACACACACACACACACACACACACACACACACACACACACACACACCACCACCACCACCACCACCACCACCACAUAACUAAGCGAGGGGCAACCAAGCGAGAGCGAAGCGAAUGAAGGAGUGUCGCUGUGACAUGCAUAAAUCUCAUACGCUUUUGAGUCGACUCAUCAACCGCUAACGAAAACGUCCCGUUGCCCCAAAUGAAGAAUCAGCGUAGAUAAAAAUCGCACGGAACAAAUCCCGACGAAACGACUACAGGAUCCCAAGACUGUGUCCCGGUUGCACGCGGCAGAAAAAAAAAAUAAAAGGAAAGGCGACAGUUUUUUUUCUUCUACGAUCUUCUCCUUUAUUUAUAUUGCCGAUCAUCGAUUGAUCGGUAUCGAUCGUAGACAGGACAAUGCUUUUAAACUGCAAUAACUGGUUUCGCCGUUUUUCCUUGCUCCAUCCGCAUAUAAGUAAACAAUCCUGGCCGCGUCUCGUUGCAGUUCGGAACUUUUUGUUCGUGCCUAUCUUAUUCCUGGUCUUACCUUCCUUCCCUAUCCCUUUUCUUCUAGAAACACAUCUUUCUGCGCUACUCUGUCCUCUCUCCUAAACUCUUUUUACCUAGCAUCUACCUCCCUUUCCCUUCACGUACAUACUUAUUACUUUCGUUUAGAUAAAGUUAAUAAGGAUCGCGCACGCGCAUGGUCUGACGUUGUAUCGCUCGAUCGCUAAUUAUCAGUUGGCAGCGUUUUCACGAGGGUCAAUAAUGUCUUCUGGUAAUCACAGAAUUCGCCAAGCAUUAAAUGUGAGCAUUAAAACUAUACACACAGUGCGAAAAUGCGUCCAACGUAGCGACAGAACAUUUUCGUGCUAUGUGAGUAACAACUUUUUCGGAAUAUAAUGUAUCAAUUUCUCUCGGGACAAUAUUAUCUGUUCACAUUUUUUUGACGAAGUACAUUCAUAUGUCGUAGACUGCUUAGAGUAUGAAGUGAAACAAGAGUUCUAGUCAGCAACGCUCACAAUGCAUGAGAAGAAUCCUGUGAUUAUUAGAGAUUGGGCGAUGUGUCUCUCCUGGCCUAUCAGCCUUCAUUCCUUUAUGAAACUAACGGAAUUUUGGAAGCGAAUGGUCUGAAAUUCGCGCGAUACUGUAGUAGAAAGUAACGUCAAGCAAAUUUUUAAUUUUCCCUUUUUAUGUUUUGAUGAAAAAAGGAU
Atta colombica is the source of this 3755-nucleotide messenger RNA. It is a transcript of the gene rin, whose product is annotated as ras GTPase-activating protein-binding protein 2. The transcript is spliced from 8 exons. The record is from RefSeq and is a predicted model, not a curated record. Bases 1 to 1875 code for a protein of 624 amino acids. Gene Ontology annotation, cellular component: cytosol; ribonucleoprotein complex. Gene Ontology annotation, molecular function: mRNA binding. NCBI's taxonomy places the organism in Eukaryota, Metazoa, Arthropoda, Insecta, Hymenoptera, Formicidae.